CUCCUUCAUUUAUUUAUUCUUCCCAAUUUACCAAAUUUCUCAACACUCUGCUUCAACUUCCCCGUAACUCUCCGCCUCAGAUUUUCUCCUUAUGCCCUAGAUUUGGUUGUUUUUAGGGUCUUUUUGAUACUUUCAUUUUGGUCUGAAAAUGGCUUCACUCAACGAAAACGAGGAGACUCCUCUGCUUCCAAUUUCAGACUCAUCGUCUCGUACUAGUGAUUUCACUUCCAGGACUCGUACCGUUUCCCUCUCAAACCUUUCUUCCUCCGUUGACGGAUUUGAAAAUUCAACUGUGGUUUUUGGCUACACAGGUCCUCUUCGAACUCGGAGACAUCCUCCGUUACUUCAACUGAGUGGUCCUCUUUACUCUACUUGCAAACCUGAACCUCUCUUUCUUCCUCUUCCUUCUUCUGAUUCCGUUGGUGUCUCUUCUCAGCCUGAGAGGGAUCCUUCUUUUUCUGCUCUUGAACACAAAAACUCCUCAGACGAUGAGUCCCUUUUGAAAUACGCAAAUCUCUUGGGAUCUGGACAAUUAGGGAUGUGUAAUGAUCCUUACUGUACUACUUGCCCUUCUGAUUACUUCCGUAAAACAGCUCAAACCCCUACUCCCAGAGUUUCUGCCAUUUUUUAUUCCCCGUUCCAUAAUGCUCUGUAUGAUGAUGCUAAAGAUUGGGCGAGGAGAUUUGCUUCCUCUGUUAAUAGAUACUUACCUGGAAUCAUGAAUCCUCAUGCCAAAGAGGUUCAAACCUGGACUAAAUUCUUCGCCCUUUCAUGCUUGUUAGCUAUUUUUAUAGAUCCUCUCUUCUUCUUCCUCAUAAAAGUUCAAGAGCAAAACAAAUGCAUUAUGAUUGAUUGGCCGAUGGCUAAAGCUUUGGUAGCUGUUAAAAGUGUAACAGAUAUUAUAAUCUCUGUGAACAUUCUGCUUCAGUUCCGAAUGGCCUAUGUAGCUCGUGAGUCUACGGUAGUUGGUGCUGGCCAGUUAGUUAGUCAUCCCAAAAAAAUUGCCCUUCAUUACUUUAGAGGAAAGUUUUUCCUUGACUUGUUCAUAGUGAUGCCACUUCCACAGAUACUGAUAUUAUGGAUAAUACCAGAACACUUGGGGGCCUCUGGGAUAUCCGGGGCAAACUACACGAAAAACCUUUUACGCGCUGUAGUUCUUUUCCAAUACACUUCAAAGUUAUAUAGACUUCUACCAUUUCUUGCUGGACAAACACAGACCGGGUUCAUAUUUGAGUCAGCUUGGGCUAAUUUUGUCAUUAAUCUUCUCACUUUCAUGCUUGCUGGACAUGUUGUUGGCUCUUGCUGGUAUCUUUUUGGUCUGCAGAGAGUUAAUCAAUGCCUUCAAUAUGCUUGCGGUAAUUUUGAGCGUGAAUGUCGAAAUCUUAUAAGUUGGACUUGUGGUAAUGGAAAUUGCAAUGUAUCUGUAAGAGCUGCCUGGAAAGACAAUGCUUGUUUCCAAGAAGAUGGUUUUCCUUAUGGAAUAUAUUUAAAAGCAGUCAAUCUUACCAAUCAUUCUAGUCUCUUCACAAGAUACAGCUACUCUCUCUUCUGGGGUUUCCAGCAAAUAAGCACUCUUGCUGGAAACCAAGUCCCAAGCUACUUUCUAGGGGAGGUCUUCUUUACUAUGGGUAUCACUGGCCUGGGGCUUUUGCUUUUUGCCCUUCUUAUUGGUAAUAUGCAAAAUUUCCUUCAAGCUCUUGGUAAAAGGAAUUUGGAAAUGACGCUGAGACGGCGUGAUGUGGAGCAAUGGAUGAGCCAUAGACGGUUGCCAAAUGGUAUAAGAAAGAGGGUGCGAGAGGCUGAACGGUUCAACUGGGCUGCUACCAGAGGCGUUAACGAAGAAUUACUCUUUGAGAAUAUGCCUGAUGAUCUUCAAAGAGAUAUAAGACGACACCUCUUUAAAUUUCUCAAGAAGGUGAGAAUAUUUUCGUUGAUGGAUGAAUCAAUCUUAGAUGCCAUCAGUGAGAGGCUGAAACAGAGGACAUACAUAGGGAAUAGCACAGUGUUGCACAGCGGAGGUCUAGUUGAGAAAAUGGUAUUCAUUGUGAGAGGUGAGAUGGAGAGCAUUGGAGAAGACGGUUCUGUUCUUACAUUAUCGGAAGGCGACGUUUGUGGCGAAGAACUUCUCACUUGGUGCCUCAAACGCUUUUCUGUAAACCCUGAUGGGACGAGAAUAAAGAUGCCACCAAAGGGAUUGGUUAGCAACAGAAAUGUUAGGUGUGUGACAAAUGUGGAAGCGUUUUCGCUGAGUAUAGCAGAUCUUGAAGACGUAGCGAGCUUGUUCUCGAGAUUCCUAAGGAGCCAUAGAGUCCAAGGAGCCAUAAGGUAUGAGUCUCCUUAUUGGAGGCUACGGCAGAUUCAAGUGGCUUGGAGAUACCGAAGGAGACGGCUUCAGAGAGUAUACAGUGCUCAGUCUAGUUACAUCCGUUAGGUUAUAUGCUUCAUUCUCGAUGGAUUGAUGAUGAUAUGUAAGUUUGGUGGUUGUCACAUAGGUUGUGUGUUUGUAUCAUAAGAUAGCUCAAUGCUUCACUUGAAUUCAAAAAAAAUUCAGUGCAAAAUAUGAAUUAGUGUAAUUGCUUUAAUAAGAUAAUUUCUCUCAUCCGUA
Messenger RNA from Arabidopsis lyrata subsp. lyrata, 2605 nucleotides. RefSeq names its product probable cyclic nucleotide-gated ion channel 20, chloroplastic. The record is from RefSeq and is a predicted model, not a curated record. Gene Ontology annotation, biological process: monoatomic ion transport; transmembrane transport. Gene Ontology annotation, molecular function: monoatomic ion channel activity. NCBI's taxonomy places the organism in Eukaryota, Viridiplantae, Streptophyta, Magnoliopsida, Brassicales, Brassicaceae. Gene Ontology annotation, cellular component: membrane.